This is a messenger RNA of Dentiscutata erythropus, 315 nucleotides long. NCBI's taxonomy places the organism in Eukaryota, Fungi, Glomeromycota, Glomeromycetes, Diversisporales, Gigasporaceae. The record is from the annotation of a GenBank genome assembly.
AUGCAUCUUGCAAAAGAAUGUGAAGGUGAAAGUAUUGAUGAUAAAAUAAGAAGCAAAUAUCUUGAAAUUGUGGUUCAGAGACAACUAUUAAAAGAAAAAAUUAGUUCAAAAAAUCAAUCAAAAAAACAGAAAAUAAGUAUUAAUAAUUAUUGGAAAAAUGAAAAUCAAUUUUUGGCAAGUUCUAAGAAGGAAGCAAUUGAUCGUACAAUUAUUAAAGCCUUUGCUAUGUUGAUUAAAAUUAAUUGGGAGACUGGGAAAUACUUAAAAACUGCUGAUAACUUGACACUUGGAUUAGAUAGUUGGACAAAUUCUUAG